AUGAAUAAUGACCUGAUCGGACUGAUUGCUCCUUUGACUCCAACUCCCCGCUUGCACUUUCUCAUGACUGGGUACACACCGCUGACCACAGAUAGCGAAGUAUCCACCGUCCGUCGGACCACCGUGUUUGAUGUGAUGCGACGGUUGCUGCAACCGAAAAACAUGAUGGUUUCCACCCAGGUGCAGCGUGGUGUGAAUCACUGCUAUGCAGCCAUACUGAACAUAAUUCAG
This is a messenger RNA of Opisthorchis viverrini, 231 nucleotides long. RefSeq lists its product as hypothetical. Gene Ontology annotation, molecular function: GTP binding; structural constituent of cytoskeleton. The record is from RefSeq and is a predicted model, not a curated record. Gene Ontology annotation, cellular component: spindle; centrosome; gamma-tubulin complex. The annotation marks the transcript as partial. The transcript has a single exon. Gene Ontology annotation, biological process: mitotic sister chromatid segregation; cytoplasmic microtubule organization; meiotic spindle organization. NCBI's taxonomy places the organism in Eukaryota, Metazoa, Platyhelminthes, Trematoda, Opisthorchiida, Opisthorchiidae.